Molecule: messenger RNA, 2541 nt
Organism: Toxotes jaculatrix (banded archerfish)
Lineage: Eukaryota; Metazoa; Chordata; Actinopteri; Toxotidae
Gene: polh
Product: polymerase (DNA directed), eta
Exons: 10
Coding region: 103-2265 (720 amino acids)
Biological process (GO): error-prone translesion synthesis; response to radiation
Cellular component (GO): site of double-strand break; replication fork; nucleus
Molecular function (GO): damaged DNA binding; DNA-directed DNA polymerase activity
Source: RefSeq, a predicted model, not a curated record
ACAGGAGCGGAAACGUCUAUAUUUCGGCGCCCUGUUCAACUUCAGUGAGCAUCCAGAACUGGUGUAGAUUUUAUUCUCGCUGACCGGUUCUCCUCCUCAGUGAUGGAGUACGGAAAAGAAAGAGUGGUGGCGUUAGUCGACAUGGACUGCUUUUACGUCCAGGUGGAACAGAGGCUGAAUCCAGCUCUGAGGAACACUCCCUGUGUGGUGGCCCAGUACAAGACGUGGAAAGGAGGCAGUAUCAUAGCUGUGAGCUACGAGGCAAGGGCCCAUGGUGUCACCAGGAACAUGUGGGUGGAUGAUGCAAAGAAACUGUGCUCAGAUCUCCAGGUGGCGCGAGUGCGUGAGUCUCACGGCAAGGCAGAUCUAACACAUUACAGGGAGGCGAGUGUGGAGGUCAUUGAGGUGAUGUCUCGCUUUGCAGUGAUUGAACGAGCCAGCAUUGACGAGGCCUACAUGGAUCUAACUGCUGCGGUCCAGCAGCGGCUGAAAAACAUGACUGAGAAACAAAUAGAGCCUCAUCUGCUGAAGACAACUUACAUCCAGGGGUAUCCACAAAGUUCACCUGAACUGGAAGCAUCUGCAGAGGAUGCUGUCUUGGAUAAAGAGGAGCAAAGGUCCAGAGGUCUCCAACAGUGGCUGGCGUCCCUACCUGUCCCUCUCUCAGGGGAGCACAAUUCUGCAGACCUGCAGCUAACUGUGGGGGCACUCAUUGUUGAGGAAAUGAGAACAGCUGUGGAGAAACACACAGGUUUCCGCUGUUCGGCAGGGAUAUCACACAAUAAGGUACUGGCCAAACUAGCCUGUGGACUGAACAAACCUAACCGACAAACUGUUCUGCCUUUGGACUCUGUGACAGAACUUUUCAGCUCUUUACCCAUCAGCAAAAUCCGUAACCUGGGGGGUAAGCUGGGUGUCUCCAUUACGGAAACUCUGGGAGUAGAGAACAUGGGAGAUCUGACUCGCUUCUCUCAGGCCCAACUGGGACAGCACUUUGGAGAAAAAACAGGCCAGUGGCUGUAUGACUUGUGUCGGGGAAUUGAGUUUGAAGCAGUGAAACCCAGACAGCUUCCCAAGUCCAUCGGCUGCAGUAAAAACUUCCCUGGGAAGACAUCGCUGGCCACAAAAGAGCAGGUACAGUACUGGCUUCAUCAACUGGCUCUUGAGCUGGAGGAAAGGCUGACCAAAGACAGGGAAGCGAAUGGACGAGUGGCUAAGCUUUUAACAGUAGGAGUACGUCAGCUUGGGGAUAAGAGGCCGAGCAGCUUCUCUCGUUGUUGUGCUUUAGUGCGCUACGAAGCGACCAAGAUAUCCAAUGACAGUUUUGCCAUUAUCAAGAGCCUCAGCACAGCAGGAAGCCACCAGGCUACAUGGACUCCACCCCUCACCCUACUACACCUCUCAGCUAGCAAAUUCAGCGAUGCCCCAUCAGCAGGGGGAAUAGCUGGUUUCCUUUCAAGCGACGCCACUUCAUCCCAGAGCCUUUCCUCCACCACUCAGCCCUCCACCCAGCCACCCUCUGAACUGAAAAAUGAUUCAGCAUGCAAACAGCCUGGCACUAUUCAGUCCUUCUUUCAAAAGGCAGUGGAGAAAAAAAAACAGAAGGUAACAAAAGAGGAUGAAGAUGAAGAUGGAGGCUCCACAAGAAUUCUCCCCUGUUCCUCCACCUCACCCAAAACCUCUGCAGCUGGUAGUCAAUUAGAGAUAGAUACCAAUGGUCUGGUUUCAACUUCCUCUCAUUCUAUAAAUGGUUCCUCCAGCCCCCAUCAUGGCAUUUCUUCUUUCUUCCACAAGAAGAGUCUUGAAAGAAGUUCACAGGCCUCAGCACCACCACCUGGGACUGUCAAUGAAAAAGAAGACUCAGAAGAAGAGUUUACAUCUCACCAGUCACCAGGUGAAGAGCUAAAGGAUGAACUGGACAUCGAUCCGGAGGAAAAUCGCCAUCCUCCCAGUGUGGCCAGAGAAGACCUUAUAAACUGCGAACGAUGUGGCCAGGAGGUGUUGGUCUGGGAAAUGCCUGAACACAAUGAUUAUCACUUUGCCCUUGACCUUCAGAAUUCACUCUCUUCAUCUAUGAGUUCAGCACCUGUCUCUACCUCUUCCUCCACUGCCUCUGCAUCUCCUUUCAGAGUGGGAGCAGCUGGCACGGCCCAGUCCACCCGGGGCAAGACGAAAUCCAGAGGCCAGUCAGGACCUCAGCCAAAAAGACCCCGCUCUCAAGGUGGAAGCACAGGCACUCUGGAUUCUUUUUUUAAGAGGAAUUGAAGAUGUACUGUAGAACAGUAUCUUUAAAUAAAAUAAAAUACAAAUUUCUGGAAAUGUGUGCAUAUAUCAGAAACAGUGUGAUAUGCACUCGCUUAAAGAAUGGAAAGCCAUAUUUAAGUUAUGGAUGUUAUAUAUAUGGCUUUAUAUUAUAAGAAUGUGAUCAAAUUGAAGAAAGUGUUUAUGCACUUUGUUUUCAUGCAUACCUUAUAUUAUGAAGGGAAAGGCAUAUUUUCAAGUACUAUUUUGUGAACCAGAGUAUAUUAAAGAUACUUUUUA